This is a messenger RNA of Mustela erminea (ermine), 3360 nucleotides long. It is a transcript of the gene PPM1N, whose product is annotated as protein phosphatase, Mg2+/Mn2+ dependent 1N (putative). NCBI's taxonomy places the organism in Eukaryota, Metazoa, Chordata, Mammalia, Carnivora, Mustelidae. The transcript is spliced from 6 exons. Bases 1135 to 2481 code for a protein of 448 amino acids. Gene Ontology annotation, molecular function: protein serine/threonine phosphatase activity; manganese ion binding; magnesium ion binding. The record is from RefSeq and is a predicted model, not a curated record. Gene Ontology annotation, biological process: protein dephosphorylation.
GGGCGGGUAAACACAGAGGGGCAAGGGUGGGGGCGUGGCUUUUCUACGAAAGGGGCGGAGCAAGGUUAUACUACUGGGAGGAAAAGGCGCGGAAGGAGGUUUGAAGGGCGGGGCCUGAUGGAAGGAGGCGCGGCCCCUAGCGGAAGAGAGGAGGAGCCUAGGGUAGGGCAGGGGAAGGGGCUCCGGGGAAGCAUGGUUGAAGGUGCCUAGAAUAAGAGCGAGGAUCUCAGAGUGGGUUGGGGCGGAGCCAGGGGAGGCAUUCAGGAGAGGGUGUAAAGACUACCGCUCUGAGGUACGGUCGGAGCUGAGAUCCUCAGAGUGAGUGGGAUAGCGGGCAGGUGAAACUACUCAGAAAGUUUGAGACAAGGGGAGGGGCUCAGAUAUGAGUGGGGCUUAAGUUAAUUUAGAAUUAUGCAGCUAGUUAGGCGACGUCAAAGACCAAGAAGGUAGAGGCAGGGCCUAGAAAAAAUAAGAAAUUACAGGCUGGGGAGGGGGCGCGGCCCAGAAGGUAGACGUAACCUACCGAGAGGGGACCAGGCUCUCCAGAAUGUGGAGACUGGGACUGUAGGUAAGAGGAGCUAAAACUGCGGAAAUUAGUAGCGUCUGAGGCUGUGUGCUUGAAUGGAUGGGUAGGACCUGGAACAGACGCAACUGAAGUCCCGGGGCAAGACCCAGAAGUGCAGGCUUCGAACAGAAUAAAUAAAGGACUUAGAGCUUUUGAAACUGGGGGCGGGACCACUGAGGUAGGAGGAUCUUAGAGGGACCAAAGCUGGGACCCAAAGCUAAGAGUGUAGAGAACAUUUCUAGAGUUCGUUUUCCUGCCACAGUUUACUUCUUUUACGACUCAGUUUCCUUUUCGUUAAAUCAGAGAUUAUGUAAAUAGUGGUAGCACAUGGUAAGUGCUGUUUACUACUAUUAUUUUCCUGUGACCCAGAUCCCAAACAUCACUUUGAAGGUGCAAGAGAGAGCACACCCAGGAGUCCAGUCUCUUCUAGUAACUCGACUUGAGUGCAGGUCAAGGGCACAAGAAGGAGAUUUAGGUGGUUUAAAAUCUCAACGUGGAGGGGAUUAAUGGAGUGGGGGGGUGGGGUCCAGGUGCAGAGGGUGGAGGCUUCCUGAUCCCAGGGCUGAAGGAUGGCUGCCUUCGCCCGCCUGCUGGAGCGUCUCCUCUGGCCAGCCUCUAAAAAACAGGAGUCAGAAGAGGAAGAGGAAGAGGGGCACAGGACUCACCACGGGCCUCAGUCGCUCCUGGACGCGCCGCGAUGCGUCCAGCGGCCGCACGGGGGUGCGGCCGCGUCUUGCGGCCUGAGCUUCGGGGCGAGCGCUGUGCAAGGCUGGCGCGCGCACAUGGAGGAUGCGCACUGCGUUUGGCUCGCGCUGCCCGGGCUACCGCCAGGCUGGGCAUUCUUUGCGGUCCUCGACGGCCACGGCGGGGCGCGAGCUGCCCUCUUCGGCGCGCGCCACUUGCCGGACCACGUGCUCCAGGCACUGGGCCCGGCGCCUGGCGAACCCGAGGGAGUGCGCGGGGCGCUACGCCAAGCUUUCCUGAGCGCAGACGAACGGCUGCGUGCGCUCUGGCCUCGGGGCGAGCCGGGGGGCUCCACCGCCUUGGCGUUGCUCGUCUCCCCGCGUUUUCUGUACCUGGCGCACUGCGGUGACUCCCGAGCGAUGCUGAGUCGCGCCGGCGCCAUGGCCUUCAGCACCGAGGACCAUCGGCCCCUCCGGCCCCGAGAACGGGAACGCAUCCACAACGCGGGAGGCACCAUCUGCCGCCGGCGCCUAGAAGGCUCUCUGGCAGUAUCCCGAGCGCUGGGCGACUUUGCUUACAAAGAGGCUCCGGGAAGGCCCCCUGAGUUGCAGCUCGUUUCCGCGGAGCCUGAGGUGACCGCCCUGGCUCGCCAGGCUGAGGACGAGUUCGUGCUGUUGGCCUCUGACGGUGUGUGGGACGCGAUGUCUGGCGCUGCCCUGGCGGGACUGGUGGCGUCGCGCCUCUGCUUAGGCCUGGCCCCGGAGCUUCUCUGCGCGCAGCUAUUGGACACGUGUCUGUGCAAGGGCAGCCUGGACAACAUGACCUGCAUCCUGGUCUGCUUCCCUGGGGCCCCGAAGCCUUGUGAGGAGGCGAUCAGGAAGGAGCUGGCGCUGGAUGCAGCCCUGGGCCGCAGGGUCGCCGAGCUGUGUUCGUCUGCUCAGGAGCCCCCCAGCCUGAACACGGUUUUCUGGACUCUAGCCUCAGAGGACAUCCCAGACUUACCUCCUGGGGGAGGGCUGUACUGCAAGGCCACGGUCAUUGCUGAAGCUUAUUCUCGGCUCCGCCAAGCCUCAGGACGCCGCUGGCAGGCAGGAUCUCUGCAGGAGGUAGCAGAGAGUUGCAGCUCUAGCCUCCUAACAUCCCCAGCGAAGAGAGCUCACCAGAAGGGCCCACAUGGGGCAGGAAAGCCCACUGGCACACUUUCGGACUCUUCCUUGGACUCGGAGGCCUGACAGCUGUUGCCCUUUGGGGACCCUCCGCCCAGCCGGGGCCUCAAAGGAACUAAGGAAGAAAACUCUCCUUCCCCAGCUACACAGACCAGCGGAAGGAAGACAAACGGAGGGAGGAACCCCAGAAUGCUUAUUUCCCCUUCUCCUACUUCCCUCUUACAGAAAGUCUUAAGAGAGGGGAAAUUCCUACCACCCUCUGAACUGGGGAAAAAAAAAAAAAAAAGAAAGAAAAGAAAAGAAAAAGAAAGAAAAGGAGGAAAGAAAGGGGGAAAAAAAACCCACCCCAAAUCAAAUCAAGUGUUUUUGAAAUAUUUUGAGCUAAAUGGACCCUUACAUGAUCACCCAGUUCAAUAACCUUCUCUUCCUUCCAAUUUUUCAUGUUUUGGGAGGAGUUACAGAAGAGUAUUGAUUAUUAAAUUUUAAUGAUAUAGAACUCAAAAUAAAUUUCUCUUGUAGAAAACAAAAACAACCCAGACAUUGUCUAGUCAUUGGGCAGACGCGUACUGAGGCACCUGCUGUGUGCUGAGGGGGAGGGGCUGCUCUCAGCCAGGCAGAACCACUGAGAUCCCGCCCCUUCCCCUCCCACGGCGCGGGGUGGGGGAAAGGCCACCUCCUCCUUUGUUGGGAAACACUGAACAAGGUAACUGAUAGUAUCUCAGAUACUGAUAAGUGUCUCAAGGAUAAUAAAACAGGAGAGGAUGAUAAGAUGUCUAGGGGGGCUACUUUGUUGGUUUUGGUUUUUUGUUUUGUUUUGUUUUUUUGAUUGGGGGAAAAGUUCACCUGGUUCCAAUUUCAAAGAGUACAAAAUGGUGUACAAAAAUGAGAUGUCUUGGGGCGCCUGGGUGGCUCAGUGGGUUAAGCCGCUGCCUUCGGCUCAGGUCA